Penicillium nucicola is the source of this 3315-nucleotide messenger RNA. RefSeq names its product DUF3591 domain-containing protein. The record is from RefSeq and is a predicted model, not a curated record. Lineage: Eukaryota; Fungi; Ascomycota; Eurotiomycetes; Eurotiales; Aspergillaceae. Gene Ontology annotation, cellular component: transcription factor TFIID complex. Gene Ontology annotation, molecular function: RNA polymerase II general transcription initiation factor activity; TBP-class protein binding; RNA polymerase II general transcription initiation factor binding. The transcript has a single exon. The coding region runs from base 1 to 3315 and encodes 1104 amino acids. Gene Ontology annotation, biological process: RNA polymerase II preinitiation complex assembly; transcription by RNA polymerase II.
AUGCCUCACGCGACACAGAAGAAAGUCCCGGAGGACGAGGACGAUGACUUCAACAAUGUGAUGCAGCAGCUCAACAGCUACGAGAACAACGGACCAUCUCUAGAUUUUCUUUCGCGCGAUUUAGAUGUUGGCGAGAAGGCCGACGAUGCGAUCGAUUAUGAAGAUUUCGACGACGACGAGCUUCCAGAAGAAGAGGUACACGCUGCCCCAGCUCUGCCCGCGGUGGACGACAAUGACGAAGACCCUUUCGCGAACCUGGGCUCCGACGAUGCCGCUCUUUUCGGGAACGGCGAUGAUAUUUUUGGUGACCAGGCUACGGGGGCUCAGGCACAAGAAGAUAACCUUGAUGAUCUAUUUGGCGAAGGGUCUUUCUCUCCACCUCCUCCUGCUGGGCAGGAGGACCUUACCAGUGGUCUUUUUGAAGAUGAACAGAUGCCCUUGACCAAUGAGCCAGUUGAGCUCCCACCCAUUCCUCCUGCCCCCGCCCCCGAGGCAGAACAGAUGCCCAUGGAUGAAGAUAUUCCGGACGAUUCCAGCAUCAUGUCAGACGACAUGGACCCCGCUACACUUCGCGCUUGGAAGCUCCAGCAAGCACUCUUCGCUAUGUCCGGGCCCGAAAAUCCACCUGCUCCUCCAGAAAACCGUGAAGAACUUCUGCAUUCAUUAUUUCCUUCGUUUAAUCGCAAUGAACUUCCACGAUGGUUGGAACUUAUUCCACACAAGAAAGCUAUCUUCAUCGGAAAACAGCCCACCAAGCCUCCUAAACCUGUUCUACCCACAAAAGUGAAUAUCGAGCUUGCGGCGGACCAGGAGCGCACAUUUCGAACAGGACAGCCCCUCAAGCGUGGUCUUGAAAACGAUUCUCUGGGCAUUGUGAUGAUCACUCAAACGACACCAGAAGAAGAGGAAGAAGAAAAAGAAGACCUUGAGAUGGGCGAUGCAGAUGGCGAUGAUCCGCUGCCAGGUGGCAUUACGAUGCAAGAUCUUCGGACUAUUUGCGCGGACUGGGAUAUGGUGGAUGAUAUCCUCAUUGCGGAGCCGGAAGAAGAUCCUAAAGAUACUGUUUUCGAAGAUGACGAGCCGGAUUGGCUUAUGGACGAUGAUGUGCCGAAGAAGAAGCGAAAGACUGGCCCAAGCCCAAUGGACGUUAUCGCAAUGUCUCAUAUUGAUAUUCCGCUGUUGGAUGACCCUGAACAAGCCACGAUGAAGAUUGCGAAAAAGGUCACCAUUGAUUUGAACGAUCCAAACAUUCUCGUCGACGAGACCAGCGCAGAUGCUAUUGCAAACAAGCCGAAGCACGCUCCCCGAUCCAGAGAUGAGGUGGACUUGAAUUUGACUCGUCGUCUUACUUCUCGUUACAAUAUCUCAAAUGACCAAGCGUACGACAUGCUCAAGCAGAACCAUCAGAACAAGAUCCGCAGUACUCUUGGCAAUGUGACUCUUGAACACGCCCUGCCCGCUCUCCGCUUGCAGUGGCCUUACUACAAGACCGAAUUGGCCAAGGCUGAAGCCCGAUCUUUCCACCGGCCCUCCAUGGCCUUCCGACCCGGACAAACAUCUUGGUUCAAAAAUCCUGUCCACAUCAAACGCAAGCAGCAACGUGGACGAGACGCAAAGAGUGUUUACGAUACAACAAAGGCAUUAUCUAUGGCAGACAACUCUAAUGUGCUUCUUGUGGAAUACUCCGAAGAGGUUCCUAUGAUGCUCGCCAAUUUCGGAAUGUGCAACCGAUUCAUCAACUACUACCGACGGAAGAACAUUGACGACCCAACGCGUCCUAGAGCAGAGAUUGGUGAGACAGCCGUGCUGUUGCCACAAGACAAGAGUCCGUUCUCAAUUUUUGGUCACGUUGACCCUGGUGAAAUCGCCCCUGCGAUCUCGAACUCCAUGUACCGAGCACCGCUUUUCCCCCACCAGCCAAAGACUACGGACUUCCUGAUUGUCCGCAGCAGUACUGGCGAGGCCGGUAGUAGCUACUAUCUGCGCAACAUUGAAAACUUCUUUGUCGCAGGACAACAGUUCCCCUCCGUGGACAUUCCUGGUCCGCAUUCGCGUAAGGUGACCACCGUUGCCAAGAACCGCAUGAAAAUGCUAGUCUAUCGUUUGUUGAAGAAAAGCCCAGACGAGCGACUCGCAAUCAGUGAUGUUACUGCUCAUAUCCCCAAUACGACUGAUAUGCAGAACCGGCAGAAGGUCAAGGAUUUCCUCCAACACGACAAGGACACCAAAUACUGGAAGCCAUUGGAUCCGGUUCUUCCAGACCAAGACACCAUUCGCGCUUGGGUGCAGCCCGAAGAUGUUUGUCUUCUGGAAUCCAUGCAGAUUGGUCAGCAACAUCUCCACGAUACCGGUUAUGGCAAUGAUGCGGAAAACAACAACGAAAAUGAAGAAGACGAAGAGCUGGAAAGCUUUGAGCAGCAAAUGGCUCCCUGGAAAGCGACUCGCAAUUUCCUGCUUGCCUCUCAGGGCAAGGCUAUGCUGAAGCUCCAUGGCGAGGGUGAUCCCACUGGUCGUGGCGAGGGUUACAACUUCAUCAAGACUAGCAUGAAGGGUGGGUUCAAGGCGAUCGGUGAAAGUGUUGAGGACAAGCUCGAUGCUCAGCGACUCAAGGAGCUUGGUGGCCACAGCUACAAUGUUGCUCGUCAACAAAAAUCAUAUGAAACAUCCAUUCGUCGUAUUUGGGACGCUCAAAAGGCCAGCUUGUCCUCUACUGUCGAACAUUCCGACCAGGAGAGUGAUGUUGACCACGAAGAGGAAGAAGACCAAUACCAUAAGCCCACACCUCGAUCCGAAGCACCCACACCUGUACCAUACCGUCGCGAUGAUGAGACAACCAGCCAGUUUAGCAAAAUGAGUUUCGGAGAUUCUCGCGGCAAGGUCAUGCGUAUCAUCCGCCAGGUCAAAGAAGCCAACGGCGAGAUUGUCGAAAGAGAACAGCUUGUCUGGGAUCAACGUGUUAUCAGACACUACAUGCAGCACCGCCAUCGCAGCGCAGCACUGCACACCAAGCUAGAAUCCAUCCAACCAACCGGCGACCCCGAAGUCGAUGCCCGCAACCGCAAGCUGAUCGAAGCCGAGCUCGGCCGUCUGAACCGCAACAAGGAGCGCCGCUUUGCUCGCGAGAAGCAGAAGGGUAUCCCUCGUGCCGGCGAUCCGGACGGCAAGCCCGCUGGUACUCAGCGCAAGUGUGCCAACUGUGGUCAGGUCGGACAUAUCAAGACCAACAAAAAGCUUUGCCCCUUGCUCAAUGGUACCAUGAAGCCCGAAGACCGCGUGACUGACUCGGCUUUCUCCAUGAGCGCGCCGGUGCUUUAA